AUGGCUUACGUGCUAGUCACUCUCUGUUGCGCUUUCGCGGCCUUGGGGUCAUUCCUGUUCGGUUAUGACUCGGGUGUGAUCUCGUCGAGCAUAGAGCAGAAUGCCUUCCUGGCUAAAUUUGGGUCGCCUAGUCUAUCUGAUGCGGCCAGUGGUGGAAUUAUCUCCUCCUAUACAGGAGGGGCAAUCGUGGGGUCUUUGCUUGCACCCUACAUCUCUGAUUUCAAAGGCCGGAGGAUGGUCAUUUUCAUUGGAGGGGCUCUUGCUACACUUGGUGCUGCACUUCAAGGAGGUGCCGUCACUGUUGCGAUGCUAAUCGCUGGUCGAUUUAUCGCGGGCUUAGCAAUUGGUCUCAUGUCUGCAACCAUCCCCGUAUAUUGCAGCGAGGUUGCGCCACCCCGGAUUCGUGGUAUGCUGGCGAGCAUGCAGCAAUGGAUGAUUGGCCUGGGAAUUAUGGUGGCUCAAUGGGUCGGAUAUGGAUGUUCCCGCUAUACCGACGAUUUUGCCUGGAGAUUUCCUCUCUCAUUGCAAACAGCACCAGCGAUCAUCCUAACAUGCGGUGUCUGGUUUCUCCCCGAGUCGCCUCGCUGGCUCAUCGAACAUGGACAGGAAGCAGCCGGUCGGUCGGUACUGACUAAGCUCCAUUUGAAUUUCAGCGCGACCAACGGCCAGCUCGUUGAGGAAGAGAUGGCCCAGAUUCGCGAGAGUGUCGCUUACGAACAAACCGCCGCCGUCCGCUCCUGGCGUCAACUCUUACUAUCCCGGCAGUGGCGAUAUCGGAUUCUCUUGGCUUGUGGCUUACAAGCUUUCACGCAAAUAUCUGGCGCGAACGUCAUCCAAAACUACGGACCCCGCCUAUAUAAGUCCUUGGGUCUCUCGACCUCGACAUCACUCAUGAUCAUCGGCGUCUGGGGUGCGCUGGCGCAGCUCUGGAAUACGAUUUUCAUGGUAUUCAUUGACAAAGUCGGUCGGCGGAAGCUGCUGAUUCCAUCGCUGUUUGGCAUGGGCGCAGCUAUGUGUGUUGAGGCUACACUCGCGCGAUACGUCGAUUUCAGCGACAGCAACGCCAAUCAGAGCGCACUUCGUGCUGCAAUUGCCAUGUUCUUUGUUUUCUCACUCUUCUUUACGGCCCUAGGUAUGAUAUCAUGGAUUUAUCCGGCCGAGAUCUUCCCUACAGCCAUUCGAGCUCGGGGGACUUCUGUCGCUACCGCGACAAACUGGAGUCUGAACUUGAUUUUCGCGCAGUGCUCACCUAUUGCACUCACAAAUAUUGGCUCGAAGUAUUUCUACUGCUUUGUUGCUUUCAAUUGGGCAGCCAUGUUUAUCGUUUGGCUUUGCUACCCUGAGACUGUGGGCCACUCUCUUGAGGAGGUUGAGGAUGUCUUCACGGACAAGACUCAGGUUUCGCAGCCGGAAGUGAUUACUGAGGCGCCAAGCCCGGAUUCGGAUCUUGUGCGACCUCGUUCGCAUAUCAAGCAUAAGGGAAUGGAUCCUUUGUCUAUGCAUCCGACGAAUAGUAGUUGGAGCAGUCGCGGCAGCAACACCUCGCCGCGGCUAUGGUGUAAGAAGAUGGAAGUAUAA
Messenger RNA from Penicillium pulvis, 1578 nucleotides. Its product is annotated as sugar porter family MFS transporter. Lineage: Eukaryota; Fungi; Ascomycota; Eurotiomycetes; Eurotiales; Aspergillaceae. The coding region runs from base 1 to 1578 and encodes 525 amino acids. The transcript is spliced from 4 exons. Gene Ontology annotation, molecular function: carbohydrate:proton symporter activity. Gene Ontology annotation, cellular component: membrane. The record is from RefSeq and is a predicted model, not a curated record. Gene Ontology annotation, biological process: carbohydrate transport; transmembrane transport.